CAAUUUAGGUGUGGUGAAGUGGGGUACGGUAUUUCGACUGAUUCAUCAACAAUUCUAAAUAGUUGGCUGUGCACAAACUGCCAUUCCAUCAGUAUUGAGUUUUUACAAAUUUAGCGUUAAUUUCGACCACUGCCCGAAAUGUCGUCACGGAAGACCGUAAACCGACGCGGAACCACCAAAAAGCGGGCCCAAAGGGCCACCUCGAACGUCUUCGCCAUGUUCGACCAGGCCCAAAUCGCCGAGUUCAAAGAAGCCUUCAACAUGAUUGACCAGAACCAUGACGGGUUUGUUGAUAAGGAGGACCUCCAUGAUAUGCUGGCGUCGCUGGGCAAGAACCCAACCGACGACUAUCUGGACGGUAUGAUGAACGAGGCGCCCGGGCCCAUCAAUUUUACCAUGUUUUUGACGCUGUUUGGGGAGCGGCUGCAAGGGACUGACCCUGAAGAUGUGAUUAAGAAUGCUUUUGGCUGUUUUGAUGAAGACAAUAAUGGGGUGAUUAAUGAAGAGAGGCUGAGGGAGCUGCUGACUUCCAUGGGUGAUAGGUUCACGGAUGAUGAAGUCGACGAGAUGUACAGGGAGGCACCUAUUAAAGGUGGUUUGUUUGAUUAUGUUGAGUUUACACGCAUUUUGAAACACGGGGCCAAGGAUAAGGAUGAGCAAUAAUUUUAUUUUCAUUGUUAUUGGUUGGCCAUUUAUUAAAAUUUGUAAGGGUUGAUAUCGAGUAUUUACCAACUUAGACUAUAGGUACAUUUUUAUAUGUGUAUGAGGUGAUAAAAUUUUGCUUCCCA
Messenger RNA from Zophobas morio, 788 nucleotides. RefSeq names its product myosin regulatory light chain sqh (gene sqh). The record is from RefSeq and is a predicted model, not a curated record. Gene Ontology annotation, molecular function: calcium ion binding; myosin heavy chain binding. Bases 139 to 663 code for a protein of 174 amino acids. Gene Ontology annotation, biological process: locomotion; post-embryonic development. Gene Ontology annotation, cellular component: cytoplasm; myosin II complex. NCBI's taxonomy places the organism in Eukaryota, Metazoa, Arthropoda, Insecta, Coleoptera, Tenebrionidae. The transcript has 3 exons.